UUAGCAAGUCAAAGUAAGGUCCACCAAGUAAUCUUUGUUCCACCCUUCAAACUAAUCAAGUUUCCAAGCUAUCAAAUUUGUACCCAUUUUCUGAAAUUUUUGCUAAACGAUAUCGCAAAAUGGCGCUGAUUCCAAGUGUUUUCGGUCGACGAAGCAACGUUUUCGAUCCAUUCUCCCUCGAUGUUUGGGAUCCUUUUCAGGAUUGGCCUAUUAGCUCAGCCGUCUCCGCUCCAUUUCGUUCAGACAUUUCUAACGAGACAUCCCAAUUCGCCGCCACUCGGAUUGACUGGAAGGAGACUCCAGAAGGUCACGUGUUCAAGGCUGAUCUUCCGGGACUGAAGAAGGAGGAAGUUAAGGUCGAAGUCGAGGAAGGGAACGUUUUGCAGAUUAGAGGAGAGAGGAGCAGGGAGAAAGAAGAGAAAAAUGAUACUUGGCACCGCAUGGAGAGGAGCGCGGGAAAAUUCCUUCGCCGGUUCAGGCUGCCGGAGAAUGUGAAGAUGGAUAAGAUCAAAGCUAGUAUGGAGAAUGGAGUAUUAACUGUUACCGUCCCUAAAGAAGAGGUGAAGAAGCCUGAUGUUAAGGCUAUUAAUAUUUCUGGCUGAGUAAGAUAGUUUUCAAUGGGCUGUUCGUCUUCUAUAUGAUGAUAUAGAGAGUAUGGGUUAAAUAAGUGAAGAAGUGGAAGAGUUUCCAGAGUUCUUUUUCUUGUUUUUGUUCUUGCUUUUUUGAGGUGUGUCUGAAAUGUUUAUGUAAAUUUGCUUAAUAUAAUAUAAUAUAAUAUAAUAUAAUGUGAGUUUCCAGGGUUUAA
Olea europaea var. sylvestris is the source of this 805-nucleotide messenger RNA. Its product is annotated as 17.3 kDa class I heat shock protein-like. Bases 120 to 602 code for a protein of 160 amino acids. The transcript has a single exon. The record is from RefSeq and is a predicted model, not a curated record. Lineage: Eukaryota; Viridiplantae; Streptophyta; Magnoliopsida; Lamiales; Oleaceae. Gene Ontology annotation, biological process: response to salt stress; response to heat; protein complex oligomerization.